AUGUGGAGAACGCAGAACGGGCGUGCCAUGGCCCGAGCCCUGGUCCUGGCCACUUUGUGGCUGGCAGGGGCUGGGCCGGGGCUGCGGCGGCGAUCCCUGACUCUGCCCAAUGCAAACCCACUCUUUCUCUACGGCUGGGGCAAGAGCACCCGCCUGCAGUACCUGUACGUUGCUGGUCCCCACAUCUCCAACUGUUUCGUGCAUAUCCGAAGCGACGGCUCCGUGGAUUGCGAGGAUGAACAAAACGAACGAAGUUUGCUAGAGUUCCGCGCGGUCGCUGUGAAGACGAUUGUCAUCAAGGACGUCAGCAGCGUGCGGUACCUCUGCAUGAGCGCGGACGGCAAGAUACAGGGGCUGACUCAUUACUCGCCGAAAGACUGUACCUUCAAUGAGAAAUGGGAGUAUAUAACUUACAACAAGUACGAAUCUCCGAAUCACCACCUCUAUGUCGUCCUCUUCAGGAACAAAUACAGGCAAGAUCUCCUGAACAAAAAACCCUCACUCUUUCUCCCCAUAUUUGCCCGGUUCUUGGAACCCAGAGACCAGCUGGAGUCGAAAGUGUUGCCUCUGUCGCUGGCUUCGGACAGCAUGGAUCCUUUCAGGAUAACGGAGGACUUGGAGAUAAAGAGCCCCAGCUUCCAGAAGUGA
This is a messenger RNA of Cricetulus griseus (Chinese hamster), 648 nucleotides long. The record is from RefSeq and is a predicted model, not a curated record. Lineage: Eukaryota; Metazoa; Chordata; Mammalia; Rodentia; Cricetidae.